AUGGUGAUUGUAAACAAACAAGUUGGCGACAGGGAACAGUUAGGAGGACUGUGUUUAGCCUGUCACGAAUAAUGACGGACGUGGAACUCAAAAACAGAGGCAACAAGCUUUUUCUCAGGAAAUUUGACGAAGCAAUUAAAUGUUACACUGACGCGAUUUCAAAAACCAUCAGUUGCUGUCUACUACACAAACAGGCACUAUGCAACUUAAAGCUCAAGAGAUGGAAUUGGUUGUCAGGAUUGCGAACAUCCCUAGAAAUAGACCUUAUAGUAAACACAUUACUUGCCAGCCAGGCCCUGCUUGAAACAGAUAACUUUGAUGACAUUAAACAUUUACAGAGAGAACAGGAUCUUGCCAAGGAGCAGAAGGUGAACUAUGGUGACGACAUUGCCCGUAUGAUUCGAGUGGCUCGAACGCGAUUUAAUGUGGCAGAAGAAAAGAGAAUCUCCCAAGAAAUUGAACUACAGACCUAUAUGAACAGAUUAAUUUUAGAAGAUCGCGACCGCAAAUCGAUGAAGACGGAAACUGUGUUAUGCUGUAUUGAAGUUAUAAUUGUGGAGAAAUGUAAAGAUAACUACAUCACUGAAGUCAACACAAUGUUUGCUCGUCUAGAUGAAAGAAGAAGAAAACGAGAAGUACCAGACUACUUGUGUGGCAAGAUCAGCUUUGAGAUACUGCGGGAGCCAGUUGUUACUCCAAGUGGUAUAACUUAUGACCGCAGGGACAUAGAGGAACACCUACAGCGUGUUGGUCACUUUGAUCCCAUUACAAGGACUGACCUCACAGUUGACCAACUAAUGCCUAAUUUAGCCAUGAAGGAGGUGGUCGACUCAUUCCUCACGGAGAAUGAAUGGGCACUGGACUACUAGCCCUAACCAAACUUGUAGGUUUAGAAAAACACAUUUCUUCAAUCUGCUACCAGCCAUGUUUUAUUUUAGUAGCAAAUUGUUCAUUCAUAAACUACUAUGUAUAGUAAUGUUGAAAACUCACAAUAACCUGUAAGUUCAUAAAGCACCUUGCCUUGAAAUAGUGCUGAUAACAUUGAGUUCUGGUUGGCGAUUACCCUUCCAUUAAUCAGUCCAAAGCUAAGUUGAAAUGUCAACUCACUCAGCUGUCCAGACAUGUAAAUUCUGUAUAUUAAUAGAUAUCAAUCCGUCUGUUUUCCUGUUCCCAAGAUUUCUUUUAAUGUACGAGAUCCCCGGGCAUUGAGAGUGCUGCACCAACUUCGUUCAAAUGACCACACAUUUUCUUAAGCUUAAAAGCAGUGGCCAAAAACUUAGGCAGCAUCACUCACUAAAAAUAACUUAAAUAUUAACUGCCUGCCAGAUGCAUAUUUUGAAUUCAGGUCACUGCAUCAUAUCUGUAACCAUUAAGUUUUUUCUUGGUUUUAUUUCAGGCUGUCUCACAUAAGAUUUGAAGAAGUUUGCAUAUUACUGUACAGUACUUGAUUUACACAUGAAAUUUAUACAUCACUUAAGGUUAUAUAUCCUUGGCACAUCCUGUAGAAGUUCCCAAUAAGGUACAGUACAGGUGUAUAGCUUUAUAUAUUUCCUCUAUAUUCAUGGAUGACUUGUGAAUUAUCGUAACUGGUACAGUACAAUAUAAGUUUGGUCAUAAAUAUGGAAGUGUAUGGAGCAAGUGAAUCUGGAAUGUUUUAAGUGCAACUAAACCUUACUUUAUGGUUCUUUAUAAUAACAGUGAAUUUUGCUUUUAUAUUUUCAGGCACACUGCUGAGGGUUACAGUAUACAGUACAUCAAACUUUCAUUGAACUUUUAUACAUAUUUUGGGUUAUAUUGAACUAGCACUCAAUAUCCACAUUGUAAUAGU
Molecule: messenger RNA, 1828 nt
Organism: Homarus americanus (American lobster)
Lineage: Eukaryota; Metazoa; Arthropoda; Malacostraca; Decapoda; Nephropidae
Gene: STUB1
Product: E3 ubiquitin-protein ligase CHIP-like
Biological process (GO): protein quality control for misfolded or incompletely synthesized proteins; protein polyubiquitination; cellular response to misfolded protein
Cellular component (GO): Z disc; cytoplasm
Molecular function (GO): protein-folding chaperone binding; ubiquitin protein ligase activity
Source: RefSeq, a predicted model, not a curated record